Molecule: messenger RNA, 1236 nt
Organism: Priceomyces carsonii
Lineage: Eukaryota; Fungi; Ascomycota; Pichiomycetes; Serinales; Debaryomycetaceae
Gene: BCR1
Product: transcription factor BCR1
Exons: 1
Coding region: 1-1236 (411 amino acids)
Biological process (GO): regulation of transcription by RNA polymerase II
Cellular component (GO): chromatin
Molecular function (GO): RNA polymerase II cis-regulatory region sequence-specific DNA binding; DNA-binding transcription factor activity, RNA polymerase II-specific
Source: RefSeq, a predicted model, not a curated record
AUGGUUACAGGUAGAGUUGAAGUUGGAGCGAUUUUAGAUCCCUCUCCUGGUAAGAAAGAUCUAACAAAUGAAGUCGAAUCAUCAAAUGAUGAGGAAAUACGCGUAAGCGAUGCACCUGAAAGUAUGAAUGAUUCAGAUCGUGGACAUUCAGGGAGCUCUAAUGAUAGCCUAAGCGACAACAAUGCGAAAGGAAAGAAUAAGAAUAAGAGGCCAGCAAAGGGAAGAGUGUUUCAAUGCACUGGUUAUCCUGAUUGUAAUAUGUCAUUUACUAGGUCUGAACAUUUGGCAAGACAUAAAAGAAAGCAUACUGGCGAACGUCCAUUCACAUGUCCACAUUGUACAAAGAAUUUCUCGAGGCUAGACAAUUUGAGACAGCACCAGCAAACAGUCCACGCAUAUGAGAAACUGAUAUCUGGUGGUACAUUGAAGGAACACGAAGCUCUCAAAGGCUCGAUUCAGCCAAAGACUCCCAGCUCGAUGUAUUUUGACCUGAAUAAUGAGACUUUUGAAGAUGAAGGUGCCUUAAUUUCUCCCCCGAACAGCUCUUCUCCGGCUUAUCCUUAUAGCUAUCAUAAUAUGCAUCAAUAUCCGCGUGGCCAACCGAACAUAAAUGGGUCUUAUUCUCCCCCUGCUUUUUCCUUACCUCAUGUUCAUCAGCUGGCAACCCCCCCACCAUCCUCCCAGAUUAACUUUUUGAAAAACCCUAACGUAUUCAAACCUAAAAGAAGGCCAAAACCUUUGUCAUUACAGCAUUCAUUUAUAAACGAUACGGGAAAUAGGCUCUCGGCUGAUGGCGACAAUAAUGGACUUCAUAAUAGUUUUCAAUAUCAAGAGACACUUAAAACUGCUCCCCCAGCUCCUAGUAGCCGAGUUCAAUCUUCUUCAUUUCCAAGCUUUUCCGUUUCCAAUGGCCCUCGGUCUGCUUUGCUUAAACCUCAAACAGCAUCGCCAUUUUCACCUUUGUUUCACCAAUCAUUCAGUCAAGUCAAUAACGCCAACAAAACUAAUCGAGUACAAAAAGAGGUUACUCGUCCAUCUUUUUUUCCGAGUAUAAAAUACUCCCAGUCAAAUCAAACAACAUUGCCUUCAGUUUCCGAAUUGACUUUUUCCCAGAAAAAAUCACCAAACCUUAUGCUAAGUCAUCUUUUGAAUGAUGAAGAAUCCGAAGCAUGUACUACUACCCUGAGGACAGAGGACGCUGUUGAUAAAGGGCCAGUUAUAAAAACUAUGCAAUAG